AUGGCGAUUGUACCGAAAACCUUCUUGUAUAACGUACUCCUGCAAUUCGCUUUGGGUACAGUGGCCACGCAAGAUGAUCUGAAAUACGUCAACCCCUUGAUCGGAUCAACCAAUGGCGGCAACGUCUUCGCAGGCGCAAGCCUUCCAUACGGCCUAGCAAAACCCGUUGCGGACGUCGAUGGCCAGAAUACAGGAGGUUUCUCAACGGAUGGGAGCAAUGUCACUGGUUUUUCGCACAUGCAUGACAGUGGCACUGGCGGGAAUCCGUCCAUGGGAAAUUUCCCGCUGUUCCCUCAAUAUUGCGUCGACAAUCUCGUGGAUAAUUGCAAGUUUCCAAAGACUGCACGCGCUGUUCAUUACAAAAAUGACUCGGUGGUUGCGAAGCCGGGUUAUUUUGCCUUGACGCUUGAAGGUGGUAUUCAAGCUGAGAUGACUGCUGCGCGGCGCACUGCGUUGUAUCGGUUUACUUUCCCUGAAUCGAAGUUGCCGGAUGGAAGUGACCUUAAUCCGUUGAUCUCACUGGAUCUGACUGAUCUUUGGGAUAGUCGACAGAAUGCUUCCAUCAGUAUCGAUGCUGAAAAUGGCCGGAUUAAGGGCAAUGGGACUUUCCUGCCGAGUUUCGGGGCUGGAUCGUACCAGUUGUACUUCUGUGCUGAUUUCAGUGGCGAUGCUAUCGACGGUGGGAUUUGGGUUAAUGACCGAGGCGGAUCAGUGAAGGAGCUGUUUGUCACUCGUGGCUUCAACAAUUUCUACCUCCAAGCUGGAGGCUAUAUGACCUUUGAUCGGCCAAAUGACGGGGUCGUCACUGUGAGAGUGGGUGUCAGCUUUGUGAGCACUGAUCAGGCUUGCCAAAAUGCCGUGAGUGAGGUAUCUGAUCCGGAUAGUGAUUUUGAUGGUCUGCGCAAACAUGCAGAGGACGCUUGGAAGGAGAAAAUCAGCCCGAUCAAGGUCACGCCAGGUGGUGUCAGCGAUGACAUGUUGAGCAGCUUCUGGAGUGGCAUCUAUCGGACCAUGUUGUCACCUCAAGAUCUCACGGGCGAGAACCCGUUAUGGAAGAGUGACGAGCCUUACUUUGACAGUUUCUACUGUUUGUGGGAUGCAUUCCGCGCGCAGCAUCCAUUCUUGACAAUUAUUGAUCCUCAAGCACAGUCAAAAAUGGUUCGAAGCUUGCUCGAUACCUUCAAGCAUGAAGGAUGGCUCCCCGACUGCCGCAUGAGUCUCUGCAAAGGCUGGACGCAGGGUGGUUCUAACGCCGACAUUGUUCUGGCUGACGCCUAUGUCAAAAAUCUGACUGGAAUUGACUGGGAGCUUGCCUACAAAGCGAUGGUCAACGAUGCGGAGAACGAGCCACUUGAGUGGUCCUAUGAAGGACGAGGCGGUCUUCAGAGCUGGAAGCACCUCGACUAUAUCCCAUACCUGGAUUUUGACUAUAUCGGCUUUGGUACCAAUUCACGGAGUAUUUCACGGACCUUGGAAUAUGCCUAUAAUGACUACAGCGUGGCCGUUGUAGGCAAAGGCCUGGGAAAGAAAGACUACACCACAUACUUGUCUCGGUCUAACAAUUGGCAAAACUUGUAUAAAGAUAACCAGACAUCGCUUCUGGAGAAUGGAACAGACACUGGCUUUACUGGCUUCUUCCAACCCAAGUACCUGAAUGGCACCUGGGGCUAUCAGGAUCCUAUUGCCUGCAGUGCUCUGGCAUCAUGGUGCUCUCUCACCUCGAAUCCUUCAGAAACCUUCGAGUCCAGUAUCUGGGAAUAUCUAUUCUUUGUCCCCCACGACAUGGCAAAAUUGAUCAAGCUAGUUGGCGGCCCAGAAUCCUUUGUGUCACGGCUAGACUACUUCCACACCUCUGGUUUGGCAGACAUGGGCAACGAGCCCGUCUUCUUGACGGUUUAUGACUACCACUACGCCGGACGACCCGGUCUAUCUGCCAGCCGAGCCCACGCUUACAUCCCAUCCUCAUUCAAUGCCACGCACAAUGGUCUACCUGGCAAUGAUGACUCAGGAGCCAUGGGUUCAUUCCUCGCAUGGAGCAUGAUGGGACUCUUCCCGAACCCCGGUCAAAACGUCUACCUAAUCAUCCCUCCAUUCUUCGAAGCCGUUGAAGUCACACACCCAGAAACCAACAAAACAGCCACAAUUCGAAAUGUCAAUUUCGACAAAACUUAUAAUAACAUCUACAUCCAGAGUGCCACGCUCAAUGGAAAGCCAUACGCUAAGAGCUGGGUUCCGCAUGAGUUUUUCACGCAGGGUAUGACGCUAGAAUUGACGCUUGGGGACGAGGAGAGCCACUGGGGUACACGCAAGGAGGACUUGCCUCCGAGCUUAAGUGACUCGCUUGCUGGGGUUGACGCGAAUGGCAUGUAA
This is a messenger RNA of Penicillium canescens, 2370 nucleotides long. Its product is annotated as GH92 family glycosyl hydrolase. Gene Ontology annotation, molecular function: carbohydrate binding; peptide-N4-(N-acetyl-beta-glucosaminyl)asparagine amidase activity. Gene Ontology annotation, biological process: protein deglycosylation; glycoprotein catabolic process; carbohydrate metabolic process. Bases 1 to 2370 code for a protein of 789 amino acids. Gene Ontology annotation, cellular component: cytosol; nucleus. Lineage: Eukaryota; Fungi; Ascomycota; Eurotiomycetes; Eurotiales; Aspergillaceae. The transcript has 2 exons. The record is from RefSeq and is a predicted model, not a curated record.